AUGAAAAUAAGAAAUAAUUUCAGGUUUAUUGAUGUGGUAAGCAAGUGGCCAGGCUCUCAGCAUGACUUUGCCAUAUUCGAAGCUUGUGGUUUGAAGAGAUAUCUGGAAGAAAACAAUGUUGGACACCUGCUUGGUGACAGCAGGUAUCCAUUGAGGCAACACUUAUUAACACCGGUCAUACAACCAGCUGACCAAAGAGAAAAAGCAUAUAAUGUUGCCCAUGCAAAGGGUAGGGGAGUUAAUGAAUGUGCAUUUGGCGUUCUGAAAGCAAGGUUCAGGUGCUUACACAGAAGUGGAGUGUGCUUACCAUUCAAACCGGGGAAGUGUGCAAAUGUUAUUUUGGCAUGCAUGCGACUCCAUAAUAUGUGUAUUGAUGCGGACAUACAGUUAGAGGAUGUUCCACAGUUAGAAUAAAGACCCUUUGAAGAUGUACCAAACUUCCCAGAGAAUGCUGGAGCCAUCGCUUAUAGGCGGAAUAUUAUUUCUUUGAUGAGAAAUUAAUUUGAUUAAGGAAUAAUAUAUUCAUUUAGUGAUUUGUCACUGAAUAAAUCACUGUAUGGAGGUCAGAUGCGAGGGAAUUAUAUCACGAGGGCGCAGCCCGGGUGAUGUACGGUUAUAAUACGUAUCUGAACGACAAUGAUUUAUUCAAGAGCAGAUUUCUAAAUGAGAUAUAUUAUUUCGAUUCUAACUCGUUAUCAAGGACUUUAAAGUACAUCCUUGACAGCAUUUCUUUAAUAUUUCAUUCGGUUUGUUUUCCAGCGCGUCGUUUUGCUGCUUGACGCUAUGACAUAAUAAUUUUGACGUCAGAACAGUGAACAGUGAAUAGUUGUAUCAUAAUUCACUUUUUUCAGCUUUCUUUGUUUAAUAGGAAAAUGACUUGGAUCGUGUUAGAAUUAAUAGAAAAAUGAAUCGGAUCGUGUUAGAAUAUAUUGUACACCAUUGUAAUUGUAUUUUUUAAGGAAAUAAUGUAGAGCAAAGUCGUAUUUGAACAUACCGCAGGCAAUACAAAGAGUUUGUACGAAUAUGGAAUAAUAUCAUGAUGGGUUGACCAGAGUGAAUUAUACACAUUGCUUAUAACCUUUGCAUAUUGUUGAGGUAUGUUUAAACAUGAUUUUACUGAAAAUUAUUUCAGUUUUAAUAUGGCUAUUAUAUAAACAAUGUUAUGACAUGUUUUCGUGAAAUAAAGCCUACAUAUGAAAAAAUAUAAUGCUCUUCUCCUGGUCCAUCUGCCAAUCAAUGUUUUUGGAAUUAUACAUAGAGAUUAUUCAGGCGUAAAUGCCCAUGCUAGAAUUAUUUACCUUAUAUUAUUCUAAUAUGCUUGUCUCUGUUAAAACACCCUUAAAACACAUAAAAGUUUUUGUUGCGACACGGAAAGAGCGCUUUAAAUUUUAUGAAAUGUUUUAGGUUAAGUGCAUAUUAUAAUGGUAUUAAUUUAUAGCAAAACUGUGUUUUAACACUGUUUAUACAUUCGGGUGGUAGUACGUUGUACAAAUAAUUUCACGAGUGCUGUGCCCUAGUGUAUGAACAGUGUUUAAACAUGAUUUUGCUAUAAAUCAUUUUCUUUAUUAUUGUAGAUAUCAUAAAUAAUACAGAUAUUAUUACGCACGACGCAUGACCGCUCAUCAUGCAUAGAUGAGCCAUGCCAUGAGAAAACCAGUAUAGUGGCUUUGCGACCUGCAUGGAUCCAGACCAGCCUGUGCAUCCGCGCAAUCUGGUCAGGAUCCAUGCCAUUAGCUUUCAAUGCCUACAGCAAUUAGAGAAACCAUUAGCGAACAGCAUGGAUCCAGACCAGACUGUGCAGAUGCACAGGCUGGUCUGGAUCCAUGCUGUCCACAAAUCCACUCUGUUGGUUUUCUCAUGGCAUGGCUCAAAUAUUGUUAAACUUCCUUUUGAUUGUUUGUUUGGUUAAUAGCUCUUUCAAUCUUAAAUAAUUGUAAUAAUGAUUGGUCAUGCAGAGUGGAUGACCCUAUUGAUUUUGGGGUCUCUAGGUUAAAGGUCAAGGUCACAGGAGCCUGAACAAAGAAAACCAUUACCAGUGUGUUACUUGAAAACCACUUAACACAGUAUGUUGAAACUUCAUAGGGUGGCAGGGCUUAUGGAGUAUACGACCCCUUCUAAGGUCAACGUCACAGGGGCCUGAACAAGGAAAACAAUUUCGGAUCAAUAACUUGAGAACCCCUUUGACCUAGAAUGUUGAAACUUUAUAGGAUGAUUUAUUAUGCAGAUUAAAUUACCUUUAUUUGCUUUGGGUUUACUUUGUUGAAGGUCAAGGUCACAGGGGCUUGAACAUGGGAAAUGGUUUCAAGUCAGCAACGUUAAAACCACCUGACCCAGAAUGUUGAAACUUCAAACGAUGAUUGGUCAUGCAGAGGAGAUGAUUCCAUUCGAUAUUAGGGUCAUUCAAUUAAAGGUCAAGGUCUAAACAUGCAAAACCAAUUCCGGUCAGUAACUUGAGAACCCCUUGACCCAGAAUGUUGAAACUUCACAGGAUGAUCGGCCAUGCAGAAUAGAUGACGAUUAAGGGGUCACUUGUCUAAAGGUCAAGGGCAUGAAUAUCUGGAUCCAUGCCGUUAGCUUUCAAUGCCUACAGCAAUUAGAGAAACCAUUAGCGAACAUGAGGUCAUUAAGUCAACGUUCAAGGUCACAUUGGCGAGGAACAAUUAAAUGGUUUCUGGAGGAAGAAUGCUUGGGCUAAGGAUCAUGAUGCUUUGAUGUCAAAGUUUUUGUUGCGACCAAGAAAGAGCACUCUGUAUUUUAUUUAAUGUUUGAAUUUAAUGGCAUAUUAUAAAUAUAAAUAAUUUAUAGCACAAGCGUGCUUCAAAACUAUUUUUACACUCGGAUGGUAAUACGUUGUUUGAAUAAAAGUUUCACUCCGGCUAUGUCAUCGUGUGUAAAUAGUGUUAAAGCACUUUUUUGCUAUAAAUUAAUUCUUAAUUAACUUUCAAAAAACUCUAAACAUAUGUCAUCCUAAACUAUCUUGUGUUUGAGUAAACUGUGAAUUUUUGAAAGGCUGUCUGAUAUUUUCUCCAGCUGCUCCACCUUCUUCUCUUCUAACUGUAACUUCCUCUCUUCAAGGUCUAGGAUCUUUUCAUAUGAUCUGCUUCCUUCUGAUUUAAAGAAAAAAAAACUCAGUUCACAGAGAUAAUUAAGCUAUUAGGAGAAUAGUCCAAUAUAUUCUGCUCACCCUUGGUCAGAGUUGGUGUCACACCUUGAUUAAAGUUUUGAAAGCGAGUGCAUCACAAUAUUAUUUAAAACUAUCAAGAUAUAAAACUUGUAUAUUUAGAUUUAGCUCACUCAAGAGGACACAGUUGUGACCCAAUCUUUAUGAAACUUAUUUUAGGCCGGAUAUUAUUUUGAAUUUCUUUUUUAAACUUUAGUUGCAUCUGUUACUACUUCUAAAAGGAACUUACCACAGACUUCACCUUUGUAAUGUGACAGUACCAAAUGUAUUUCAAAAAGAUAAGGUAGAUCUAGUCGAACUUAAAUUUUGUUCCUUAGAUAACAGACUUUUUUAUUACUUUAAUAUUUGAUUAUUUGCACAUUUGAGCCGCACCAUUUGAAAACCAACAUAGUGCGUUUGCUACCAGUAUGGAUCCAGACCAGCCUGCGCAUCCAUGAUGUUCGCUUGCGGUUUCUUUAAUUGCAUUAGGCUUUGAGAGCAAACAGCAUGGAUCCUGACCAGACUGGAUCCAUGCUGGUCGCAAACGCAUUAUGUAUUUGGUUUUCUCUACCUCAAGGAUAAUAAUUUACAAUGAAGCUAAUGGAGUCUUUUUAGUGCAAUACAAC
Mercenaria mercenaria is the source of this 3786-nucleotide messenger RNA. Its product is annotated as putative nuclease HARBI1. Lineage: Eukaryota; Metazoa; Mollusca; Bivalvia; Venerida; Veneridae. The record is from RefSeq and is a predicted model, not a curated record. The coding region runs from base 1 to 414 and encodes 137 amino acids. The transcript is spliced from 3 exons.